Molecule: messenger RNA, 1286 nt
Organism: Exophiala viscosa
Lineage: Eukaryota; Fungi; Ascomycota; Eurotiomycetes; Chaetothyriales; Herpotrichiellaceae
Product: metallo-beta-lactamase superfamily protein
Exons: 3
Coding region: 113-982 (289 amino acids)
Source: RefSeq, a predicted model, not a curated record
CAUCGUGAUGUCGGCAGGAAUAUCAGUAUCCUUUCUCAGAUUCGUUUCCAGAGAUUGCAGUAAGAACAUAAGAACUUUCCCCCACAGCUUUUGAAGAAUAUAUACUUUGACCAUGGCGUCCUCUAACACUGCUCAACUGCUUGCGCAGGCCCAUGUGCCCGCUUUUAAGUGCCCUGCCGGCACGAAGAUGCAUUUCCUCGAUCUGGGGACACUGCAGGCUGAUGAAGGCUGGCUUCUUCGAGGCCAGAACACAAGCACUCUCAGCAACAAGAACCCCGAACCCAAGCGACGAGACCUGAUCGUUCUCGCAGCCUUGAUCGAGUUUCCUGGCUUCGGCUGCAUUCUUUAUGAGACCGGUUGUGCUGAGGAUCUGGAAGUUGCGUGGGGUGCACCCUUGACAGAUGUGUUCCCGCGUACCGAGUACAGCGAGAAACAAAAGCUUCCAAACGCCAUCAAGGCCACGGGCAACGACAUCAAGGACGUCAAAGCAGUCAUUAUCGGGCACUUACAUCUCGACCAUGCGGGCGGCCUCGAGCACUUCAUGGGCACCGACGUGCCCAUCUACGUGCAUGAAGAGGAAUUCAAGCACGCGUGCUGGGCCGUUGCCACGGGCGCUGAUCUCGGCGUCUAUCUCCCGGGGUAUAUGGAUCUGUCGAAACUGAAGUGGAACACCUUCCAUGAGGAGCAUGUGGAUUUGUUCCAGGGUAUCACGCUGCACCACUCGCCGGGACAUACACCUGGUUUGGUCGUAAUGCAGGUCAACCUCGAACAGUCAGGCACGUGGAUCUGGACGACAGAUCAGUUCCAUAUCUCGGAGAAUUAUGAGCUGAGUCACCCCCAUGGGUGGUUGGCUAGAGAUCAUAAUGCGUGGAUACACAGCUUGAAGAUGAUUCAGAGGUUGCAAAGGCUGUUUGAUGCCAAGCUGGUCUUUGGGCAUGAUAAGGAGGUGGCGGCUAAGUAUAUGGGAAAGUCGUAUGAAUAGGCGCUUUAUUCAAUGUGACAAUGGAGGAAAGCCGAGGCAACAGAAAAAUGUGAUUUGUUCUUACAGCAGCUCGAUGUGACAAUCCCUGGCACCAUGGUCCACGUCUCGGCGGACGACUUGUAGACAGUACGUGAUUUCGAGCCGGUCCAGGGCUAUCAAUGAUGAUCGCAGCCAUAAACGUCACUUGGGGCUUUGAUAAAUCGCUGUCCCUGACGGAGGCAUCCGCAGCCACUGAACUUCCAUGAUGCAAUAUAAGAGUGUGUCUAGUUGAUCGUUGAUGCUAAUGAUGGAUGUUUUGUCCAGG